UAUUCAUGUAUAAAUACCCAUCUGGUUAUCAUAAGCCGGCACCAACAGCUUUCUUUUGAUAGACAAAACCUACCUGUAGCCUCUCUAUACCGAUAGUUAGCGAGGAAGUUCAAAGACAUUAAUUUUCUUUUGUUCUAAUAAAUCGGCUUAAUCAUUCUGUGUGUUUUAGAUCCAUAGAGAAAAGAUAUGGAGUUUCUUCUGAUAUUUAAAGUUUUUCAUUUAAGUAUACUCAGUGUUUUCAUCUACUUGUUGUUUAAACUAUUGAUUUCUUUCUGGAUCUCACCUGUUAUGACAUAUAUGAAGCUUAAAAAAAAUGGGUUUGGAGGUCCAACUCCAAAAUUCCCUCUUGGAAAUAUUGUGGAGAUGAAAAAAAUCAGUACAAGUAGUACUUCUUCUGGAUCCUUAAACUUCUCCAAUGAUAUUCACCCUACUGUUCUUCCUUACUUCGCUCAAUGGCAGAAAUCUCAUGGGAAGGUGUUCAUAUAUUGGUUAGGUACAGAGCCAUUUUUAUACAUAGCAGAGCCAGAAUUCCUUAAAAAAAUGUCUACAGGAGUGAUGGGGAAGAGCUGGGGAAAGCCCGACGUGUUUAAGAAUGACAGGAAGCCCAUGUUUGGUAAUGGUUUGAAUAUGGCUGAAGGUGAUGAUUGGGUUCGUCACCGCCAUUUUAUCACUCCCGCACUCUCUCCGGCCAACUUGAAGGCUAUGACAAGCUUAAUGGUGGAGUCCACCACUAAUAUGCUAGACAAGUGGGGAGCCCUAGUAAAUUCUGGCUACAAAGAAAUUGACGUCGAGAGAGAAAUAAUUGCAAUAGCAGGAGAAAUCAUAGCCAAGACAAGUUUUGGAAUAGGCUACGAAGAUGGAAGAGAAGUUAUAGAAAAAUUAAGGGCAAUGCAAUAUACUCUCUUCAAAACUAACCGCUACGUAGGGGUGCCCUUUAGCAAGUUGUUGUGCCCAAAGCAAUCGCUAAAGGCUAAAAGUCUUGGAAAAGAAAUAGAUGACCUUCUUUUAUCAAUUAUUAGAGAUCGGAAAAAAUCUAAAAAUGGCGGAAAACUUCAAAAAGAUUUAUUAGGGUUCCUGCUAGGAGAGAAUCAUGAAGAUGGACAGUUGGGGAAGACAUUGACAACUCGAGAAUUAGUAGAUGAAUGCAAAACUUUCUUUUUUGGUGGGUAUGAGACUACAGCAUUGGCAUUAUCAUGGAGUUUGCUGCUUUUGGCAAUGCAUCCACAGUGGCAGAACAGAUUGAGAGAUGAGAUUAAACAAAUUAUAGGAGAUAAAGAGAUUGAUUUCUCUAUGCUCGCUGGACUUAAGAAGAUGGAAUGGGUUUGGAAUGAAGUUUUGAGGCUUUACCCAUCAUCGCCUAACGUACAACGGCAAACAAGAGAUGAUAUUACAGUAAAUGAGCUGACAGUCCCUAAAGGAACAAACGUUUGGAUUGAUCUUGUUGCUAUGCACCAUGACCCUAAUCUAUGGGGAGAAGAUGUUUACGAGUUCAAACCAGAGAGGUUCAAAGAUGACUUGUAUGGUGGGUGUAAACACAAAAUGGGGUUUUUACCUUUUGGGUUUGGAGGAAGAAUGUGUGUAGGUAGGAAUUUGGCUAUGAUGGAGUAUAAAGUUGUUUUAUCCUUGAUACUUACUAGGUUUUCUUUUUCUGUCUCUCCAACUUAUUCUCAUUCCCCUUCUAUUAUGCUUUCUUUAAGACCUAGUUUGGGGCUGCCUCUUGUUAUUCAUCCUCUCUGUAAUUAGGGUGUAGGAUUUUUAACUUCAAAACAGUCUCGUGUAACAUCAUCAUGUCUAUUAUUUGUUGUACGUGUUGUCUAAUAUGGAAAAUAAUAGAAAGCAUAAAUGUUUUCUUUUUUUUUU
Molecule: messenger RNA, 1860 nt
Organism: Jatropha curcas
Lineage: Eukaryota; Viridiplantae; Streptophyta; Magnoliopsida; Malpighiales; Euphorbiaceae
Product: cytokinin hydroxylase
Molecular function (GO): heme binding; monooxygenase activity; oxidoreductase activity, acting on paired donors, with incorporation or reduction of molecular oxygen
Source: RefSeq, a predicted model, not a curated record